Molecule: messenger RNA, 1329 nt
Organism: Cariama cristata (Red-legged seriema)
Lineage: Eukaryota; Metazoa; Chordata; Aves; Cariamiformes; Cariamidae
Gene: TRAPPC9
Product: trafficking protein particle complex 9
Exons: 9
Coding region: 1-1329 (442 amino acids)
Cellular component (GO): trans-Golgi network
Source: RefSeq, a predicted model, not a curated record
AUGGAGCUGAGCUAUGGAGACCAUGAAAGUCCUAUCGAAUGCCUUUGGAUCAAGGUUAGAGGGAUUGUCACCGAGGGACACCUUAUGUCAGAUAUCUGUUACCAACCUCCCAGUCAGGAUGAUGAGGCUGACGUAACCUUACUGAAGCUGCUUAAGAAAGUCUCGGGCCAACUGAACCGUCUCCUCGUGGGUGACUUCAAUUACAUGGACACUUGGUGGGAAAGCAACACAGCAAUGCAUGAGUUGCCCAUCAGUUUCCUGGAAUGCAUUGAGGACUGCUUCCUGCUACACUAUAAGAAGCGUUGUCAAGGCCGGAUGCGGAAACAUGUUGGUGACCUGUGUUUACAAGCUGGCAUGUUACAAGAUUCCUUGGUCCAUUAUCACAUGGCAGUGGAACUUCUGCGGUCUGUGAAUGACUUUCUGUGGCUUGGAGCUGCUCUUGAGGGAUUAUGCUCAGCGUCAGUCAUCUAUCAUUAUCCAGGUGGUACUGGAGGUAAAGUUGGAUCUCGCAGGGCACAAGGAGGUUCUCUUUCUGCUGAGGCAGGCAACAGGCACAGACCAGGGGCACAAGAAGUUCUCAUUGAUCCAGGUGCGCUGACUUCAAAUGGAAUAAAUGCAGAUACGAGUGCUGAGAUUGGACGUGCCAAGAAUUGCCUAAGUCCUGAAGACAUCAUAGAUAAAUAUAAAGAAGCCAUUUCUUACUACGGCAAGUACAAGAAUGCUGGUGUGAUUGAACUGGAAGCCUGCGUGAAGGCAGUGAGAGUCCUUGCAAUACAGAAAAGGAGCAUGGAAGCCUCUGAGUUUCUUCAGAAUGCAGUUUAUAUCAACCUUCGUCAGCUUUCAGAAGAAGAAAAAAUCCAGCGUUACAGCAUUCUGUCUGAGCUUUAUGAACGUAUUGGUUUUCACCGAAAGUCUGCUUUUUUCAAGCGUAUCGCAGCAAUGCAGUGCGCUGCCCCUAGCAUCCCAGAACCUGGGUGGAGGGCCUGCUACAAAUUGCUUUUGGAAACUCUCCCUGGCUAUAGCUUAUCAUUGGAUCCUAAAGAUUUCAGCAAAGGAACUCAUAGAGGAUGGGCUGCGGUACAGAUGCGUCUGCUUCAUGAACUAGUAUAUGCUUCUAGAAGAAUGGGCAAUCCUGCUCUAUGCGUCAGGCAUCUGUCUUUCCUUCUCCAGACUAUGCUGGAUUUUCUUUCUGAUCAAGAAAAGAAAGAUGUAACACAGAGCUUGGAAAGCUACACAGCAAAAUGUCCUGGUACAAUGGAAUUUAUCACUCUUCCAGAUGGUUUGAAGUUACCUCCUGUUCCAUUCACCAAAUUGCCUAUUGUGAGGUAA